Molecule: messenger RNA, 1319 nt
Organism: Hyaloscypha bicolor E
Lineage: Eukaryota; Fungi; Ascomycota; Leotiomycetes; Helotiales; Hyaloscyphaceae
Product: alpha/beta hydrolase fold protein
Exons: 2
Coding region: 67-1131 (354 amino acids)
Molecular function (GO): hydrolase activity
Source: RefSeq, a predicted model, not a curated record
CUCAAAUCCUUCAAACGCCCCAUCUUUUGGUCUCCUCUCUCCCAUCUAUUCAGUCGCACUGUUGAAAUGUCUGAGGCCCUGGAUUGCCUUGAGCAAGAUGGCACCCACCCCCUCCCAAAAAUCCGCCUUUCGUUUCCACACCGCCUCAACUGCUUCAUCCGCCUCUGGAUUUUCAAAAUUCUAGUAGCUAUUGUUGUUGCAGUUGACCGGCUUCUUCACCCACCACCACCGUCUCUACGUCCUACGCUCAUAAAGCACUAUCCAUGUCGGUCAGUCCUCCAAACAAGGGUUUUCUUCCCACCAAACUACAUACCCGGAGAGGUACUUCCGUUGUAUCUAAAUAUCCACGGUGGCGGCUUCGCGGUCUGCGAUCCUCAACACGACGACGCGUUUUGCAUCAUGUGGGCGAAGCGUACGGGGAUGCUAAUCGUAUCUCUCGACUACCGCAAAGCCCCCCUUCACCCAUAUCCUACGGCAGUCUACGACAUUGCUGCCCUUGCCAACGCUGUGCUUGCCGACUCUAGCCUGCCUAUUGACAAUUCUAAGGUCGUGAUCGGAGGCUUCAGCGCAGGCGGAAAUCUGGCGCUAUGUGCUAGCCAGCUACCCGGCUUGAAGGGCAAAAUCAAGGCAGCGUUGACCUUCUACCCAAUUGUAGAUUGGAGUCACCCUCCUAAUGAGAAGCUGGCUAUGCGUCCUUACAAAGGGGGGCCGAAAGACUCGCUUGAGUUCUCGAGCUACUGGUUUGAUUGGGGAUAUGUCGCUCCAGGCCAAAACCGCCGCGAUCCGCUUCUCAGUCCCUGCUAUGCUAAAAAGGAGGAUCUCCCGCCCUGGAUCUAUGUUAUCGGCGCCCAGUGGGAUAUGUUGAGGCUGGAGAGCCAAGAGAUGAUUCAUGAGCUCGCGGGAUUAAAGGGUAAAGAGGAUCACGAACAGGAUUUCGAAUCAGGGACGUACAAGUGGACGCUGGCGAGGGGUUGCUCCCAUGGAUUCACGCACCAUUUCGGGCAUAAAGCGGAGAAGAGGGCGAAGAGGGAGCAGAAGUGCAAACCUAUUUACGAUGAAGCCCAUAAAUGGCUGAAGAUAGCACUGGCGGAACAAGAUUCUAUAGAGAAGUCAAAGCAAUUAAUGGCGUGAGGCAUGUAUGGUAGAAAGAGUCGUGGUGGUAGGAAAGCGGAAGAUCUUGCAAUGGAACUUAUGUAUGGAAUCUUAAGAACUCAAAAUCUAAGUGUUGUUGCAAAUGAAAAUUUUCAGAGGUAACUUUAAUAUCACUAGCAAAUUUUUUUAAUCUAGAUUGUUGCGAGGAAUCUAGACAGGUGAGAUAG